Messenger RNA from Gordionus sp. m RMFG-2023, 1064 nucleotides. Its product is annotated as general transcription factor IIF subunit 2-like. The record is from RefSeq and is a predicted model, not a curated record. Gene Ontology annotation, cellular component: transcription factor TFIIF complex. The transcript is spliced from 7 exons. Bases 26 to 898 code for a protein of 290 amino acids. Lineage: Eukaryota; Metazoa; Nematomorpha; Gordioida; Chordodea; Parachordodidae. Gene Ontology annotation, biological process: transcription by RNA polymerase II; transcription initiation at RNA polymerase II promoter.
UUUAGACGUACAAAAGUUACUUUGAAUGUUUGGUCUACCAUCUGAAAAAGAAAUGAGCGGACGCAAGAUUGAUUUCUCUAACUGUAACAAGAAUAUUUGGUUGGUUAAGAUUCCUAAAUAUAUAACAGAAAAUUGGUCUAAUUGCGAAAAUGAAGAAGUUGGAAAAAUAACUAUUGAUAAAACAAAAAAAAAUGUCAAGGACGCAAGAACGAAAGGUCCAGAGAUUUCUUUCGUUUCGAAUCCAAAGUUUCUCAAGUCUAAUCAAUCAAAUAAACUAAACACUACUCCUUCUCAACAUAAGGUAUUGAUGAAUGCGGUUUCAAAUAAUACUAUGUUUAUAUCAUCUCAUACAGAAAAGAUAGAUGAAGAUAAUGGUGGACAAAAUACUAUAAACAAUAAAACCAAACUUUUUACAGAUUAUGAUAAUAAUAGCAUGAAUUCUAUAUAUUCAAUAGAAGGAAAAGUCAGUCAAAGACUUGAAUUUAGACCAUCAGUUAGCUCAAAAGAUUAUAUGAAUCUUAAAAAGCAACAAUUUGCACAAAAAAAUCAACCAAUCCACGUGCUUAAACAGCUAGAUAAACACGUUCAAAAUUACAAACCCAUAUCGAGGACUGCCUUGCAUGGACCUAGAGGAGGCGACCCUUUCGCCUCAACCAACGACGCUCCAUCGAAUUACAAAAAAGUCAGGAUAGAAAAGGAGAGGUUGAUGGAAAUUUUAUUUACCGCUUUCGAAAAACAUCAGUAUUAUAGUCUCAAGGAUUUGGUCAAGAUUUCGGAACAACCCGUGACUUACAUUAAAGAAGUUCUCAAAGAAAUUUGCGAUUACAACCUUAAAAAUCCGCACAAGAAUAUGUGGGAACUCAAACCCGAAUAUCGGCAUUACGCUGCAACCGAAUGAUAUAAAAAUUUGACAUUUAUAGUAUAAAAGUUGGAUUUAGAUGUUUAUAACUAAGUGGCAACUCGAUGUAUUAUAUUGGACAUAUUAUCGUGAAAAAUUAAACAUUAUAUUUAUAUUAUAUGGAUGAAUAUGUUUGUUGUUUAUAUUUAUAAUAAAAAAAAUUUGU